Messenger RNA from Acytostelium subglobosum LB1, 5004 nucleotides. RefSeq lists its product as hypothetical. Gene Ontology annotation, molecular function: protein binding. The transcript has 5 exons. Bases 1 to 5004 code for a protein of 1667 amino acids. Lineage: Eukaryota; Evosea; Eumycetozoa; Acytosteliales; Acytosteliaceae. The record is from RefSeq and is a predicted model, not a curated record.
AUGAUACAAUACAACGCAACACAAUACUUCAUCACGGAGUAUGAUCGAGUUGCAUCGACAUACCCUCCCAACAACACAUUGCUCACACAUUCAAUCGAGUACAACAAUCAACGAGUGUUUGAUCAUCUGCUACAGAAUACGAACAUGUCGAUACCGAUGAAGUACGGUGAGAAGGACAUAUACACUGACGUGAUCACCGCUGUUGUCACGAGUGGCAACGUGUACAUGCUUCAGACCUUCUUCGACAUGACUGGACAUGGCUUUAUCAAAGGUCUCAAAGGUAGACAUCUAGGGAUCGCCCUCAGUCACAACAACGAACACUUUGCUCGACUGUUACUUCAACAUUUAAUCGUUCCUUUUGGGUCGCUCAAGUGCGAUAUGACAGGGCCAGGUAUAAAGGUCAACAUGCUCCGUCUGCUCAACGAGGAGUUUGCCAUCCACCGUAUGCUGAACAAUUCAGAAUCAUGGUUAUCAAUAGUCGAGAAGACGAUAUCCUGUGAUAUGGCCGAGAGUGUUGAAUACCUCUUGAAUCAUAUGCCAUCAGACAUUACAACAUCAAAUCGAUGGUCUAGAUUCAUUCGAAAAUGUUGCAGCAAUGGAUAUAUCGACACUCUCAAGGUUAUCAUUCAACAUCCCAAUGUGACUGGAGAAUACAAAGUAAUCAACAAAAGAUGUUUGGGUGAUGCUAUCGACUCUGGACAAGUUCACAUUGUCAAGUAUCUCAUCGACGAGCACCUGGACCUCAUCAGCGACGCCAUAGCAUCAUCAAAGAAAAUGGUGGAGAGUGCAAUGGAUCUAGGACAUCUUGGUAUGAUCGAUAUGUUGCUGGACGAGAUGACCAACAACACCAAUGUCAAGUUUGCCAUGCAAACGGUGGAUCAUAAGGACUUGAGCAAGGUCCCAUUACUGUUGGAGGCAGUCAAGUGUGACAAUAUCAGUGUUGCUCAACUCAUACUGAAAGAAUGUGAUCCUUUGGCACAAGGCGAGUGGACAGACGAGGUUGAAUCGAUUUUGUUGAAUACGAUGACACACGAGAUGGGCAUGCUGAUUGCCAGCCAGAAACACCGUCCUCUCCCCCUCACUGAUCGCACCCUCAAAAAAAUGAUGAAUAAGCUCAAUGACCGAGAAGGCAAGGUGACAGUCGAGCUGGUCAAGACACUCAUCAGCAACAAUCACUUUGGCCACGAUCUCGAGAAGUAUUCAAAACUUGCAGGUCACUCUUUGGAGUUAAUGCAACUGGUCACGCGUGAAGGCAACUACACGUUUGACUAUUUGGAGGACGCCAUCAAAAAAGGCAACGUGGAGUGCAUCAUCUAUCUCUCCACGCACGUCCAGCCAUCAGAUAAUGAUUUUGACAAUGAUUAUCAGCAAUACAUCAUGGACGAAGCGAUUAAGAGUUGCACAUUGGAUACAGUCCGAGCGAUCUUUGAUCAUUUGGCCGAGCGCCCCACCAAGAUCCCCCUACUUUCAUUCAACAGCUUGGAGUGCGCCAUCAACAACACCACAGAGGUGUUUGAGUUUGUGCUCAACAGACUGAUGGACAGAAAGGUGUGUGACCCAGGAAUGAUGGACAAGGCAUUGUGGAUUGCUUGUAAGGAGAACAAUCUAUUUGUGCUCAAGAUACUCGUUGAUCCAAAGAUCGGUGGAGUUGUAAGUCUUGAACAUUACGAUAUUGCCGCGACUUCCAACUCGUAUCAAGUGAUUGAGUACCUUCUCAAGACAUGGCCAUCAUCACCAUUCAUCAUCAACAUGACCAACGAACGACGACUGCGCACGAUCAACACUGUUCUCAACAUUGCCUAUGGUCAUGGUUUCAUCCGAAUCAUCAAUCUGUGUCACUCAAUUUUCAAAGACAUCCGCUCGAUCAAGAAUAGAUGUCUGGACGUGCGUGGAGAGAUAGAUGAUGAUCAUCUCACUCUUGACAAGAUGGACUUGAUCAUUCCGACAUCAACAUCAUCAUCACGAAUGUCAACAGCAUUCCACAUGGUGUUCAGAGACAAACGAUUGGGCAUGAUCAUCAUGAGAAUGAUUGGUGACUUGUACAGGACUUCAUUUGGAAUCAAAGAUUGUCAACUGAUCAAAGGCAAACAACUGGUGGACAGUGACAUAUUGGUGGACUUUAUCAAGUAUGGUGCCAAUGAAUGGUUCAUCAAGUCAUUCAACUCUGUCUCCAACAUAUAUCCAUUCAACUCUCAAAUGAUAAGUUACGCUAUCAUAUACGCCAAUGCUCCCAUCCUCGACAUUCUUUUGACCAACACCAACAUGACAUUUGCAAUCGACUCAUCACUACCGGACAUGUUAUUGACCUAUUUGAAACAGAAUGGCCCAUACUACAAGAAUGCUGGUUGGGACAGUAUUAUUAGUGUGGUCAAGUCGAGCAUUGGGCGAUCAACACUGGCAGUCAACAAUCAGACCUUUGCUCAAACCGAAGAUGGCAGUCGUAUUAUCAAAAUAUUGACUGGAAGUGAGAACAUUGAACAUUGGUUGGCAUUGGAUCACGACAUAUUGAGAGAGGCAUUCAGUUUGAUAACGGAUGAGAUGGAAAGGUUCAUUGCUGAAUUAUCCAAAGAUGACGUGUUGACCAAAGAAGAUUUCGACAUGAUAGAAGUAUUCAGUGCGAGUAUAUACAGCAAUCCUAUUGUUGCUGGGUGCAUGCUCUUAAGCUGUGCCGAUCAUGGUCUUCAGGAAGACCUCGACCAUAUCCUCCGUUACAUUCCUGCCAGCCAGCUACCACCAAACAGAGUAAUGAACUCAUUUUCUGAAGCGGUCCGCUAUGGACACUUUGAAUUUGCCAAGCGACUGUUCACAAUCAUCACCAACGAUCUCCCUACAGACGAAAUGGAGAUAAUUGAUCCACUCUUUUUAUUGAACGACAAACUGAAGCAAGGUCUCCUGGAUCAGGCAAUGUUCUUGUGUGAUCUGCCCAACAACAACAACCCCAACAAUGGUCGUAACACAUCAGUGGUGGACAUUCACCCGAGAAUCCUCUCCAUUGGCCUGCUGCGACGAUUGAUGGCACAUCCAAACAUCAGAUGCACCUUUCAAUCAGUGAUGGCACGUGCCAUACUAAAUGGCGACAAGGACUGCAUUGAUCUUUUGGAGCUCAAUCAAGAUCUAGUGUUCGAGACUGACUACCGACAAGCACUGUGGGCGGCAGCAAGGAUUGGCGAUGUUGCCCUCGUCGACAUGAUCAUGACCAGACACCCUCGUGGUUGCAUGCCUCUCCAAGAUGUUGAAGAGUACGGAAAUGAGUUCUCACCAAUCAAACGAGCGAGACAUAGAGCAGCCUUAUGGGCGUGUGUUGAACCUGCGGUUGGACUGGUGAUGGCACGACACAUUGCAUCAGGCAACAUUAACAAAUUUGGCAUCGACACUCUGAGCAAUAUCAUGGAAUCGACCUGUUGUCCACAGACCAAGAUGACUUAUGAGGUUGUUCAAGCAUUCAUCAAGAGUUGGCUGGAAACAACCAACAACGACCAAGACAUCAUCGACAUCUUAAAGAAUGCAGCAUCACACUCAUACUCACUGAUCAAGUUGAUGCACACGAUCUUCAUCGAAGCCAAUCACAGAUUGUUGUUCACUCGAGCGAUACCUCAAUGUGCACAACGUGGUGACACUCAAACAAUCAAGUUCAUUCUUGAUGUGGCACAAGACGCUACAGCAGCCACUGGAAAUGGUCCACUCAAUCUCAACCUCAAUGUACUGACUGAUCUCAAGUCGAUCAAGAUCAGCGAUGUUGAUGUGAUGACCAUGCUCAUGGACACUGGAAUCAUUCAGAACACUCAACAAUACCAUCCAAUCAUUGUUGGUGUGUUGGAUCAUGCUUGCUCCAAUGGACUUGUGGACAUGAUGACAUUCAUCGACCAACAUCAAACAGACAUUCGACUUGUUCCAUCACUUCAAUCAAUUGAUAAGAUAGUUAUACAUAAAGUAUUGAUAGACACAUCAUUGUGUCAGUUGAUAUUCAAACAUGUUAAUAUCAUUCAUCAGAAGAUCAUCAAGUCAGACAGGUGCGGCAAAGACACAUCAACGACAACAACAACGACAUUGAUCAAGUCAGUGAUCAAGGGCAAACAGUUACUCGACAGGGGUGAUCUCAAACUGAUGCUAAGGUAUAAUGCCACUCAAUACUUUAUCGAGGAGUAUGAUCGUGUUGCAUCGACGUACCCUCCAAACGACAUACUGCUCGAGAAAGCAAUCACCUUCAACAAUGUACGCGUGUUUGAUCAUCUACUGCGCAACACCAACAUGUCACUACCGACAGAGCACUCGGAUGAUAAGUUGUACAACUCGAUGAUCACUAGUUUGAUCAGGAAUGGCAGUGUGCACAUGCUUCAGACCUACCUAGAUAUUACCGCCCAUUGCAAGUUGUCUCCAAUCACACACGAUCACAUACUCAUGGCCAUCAAUCAUAACAAUGAACAAUUUGUUCAAUUGCUAUUGCAAUAUGCCAUUAUCGAGAAUGACGAUGAUCAAGAUGAUGAUCAUGAUGACAAGUAUCUGACUUUGCCCGGUGUCAACAUCAGCAUGCUCCAUCUCCUCAACAACAUCAACAACAACAUACUACAACAGGAAUACAUAUGGAAGGAGAUUACACUACAUAGUGUACGCAACAACAUGUUGGAGAGUGUACAGUACCUUCUAGAUCACAUCCCAACAAUACUGCCCAUGGAUGAAGUGAUUGAGUUGGUCCAGGACGACUACAUUGAAAAGUGCUGCAAUUUUGGCCACUUUGAGAUACUCAAAGUGUUGGUUCAUUAUCUGGAGAAGGCAGCGGAUGAUGGGCAUGAGGCCAAAGUCAUUAUCAAUCUUGGGCCUGCCGUGACCAGAGGACAUGCCAACUUCAUCAAAUCAAUCUACGAUCAAGGCUAUGCUGGCUACAUCUCGGACCAGAGCACGAUAUGCAUGGAUGCAUUGAUCAAUGGCCAUGUCAACGUGGUCGAGCUUUUCCUGAAUGAUGAGUUGGUCAAUCUACCCAUGCAAAGCCAAUCAGGAGAGACGUAG